Molecule: messenger RNA, 513 nt
Organism: Paracoccidioides lutzii Pb01
Exons: 5
Coding region: 1-513 (170 amino acids)
Source: RefSeq, a predicted model, not a curated record
AUGCACGAUGACACAGAAGAUUAUGAAAUGCUGCCUGAGUUGAUUUCUAUGUGGAAGGAGGAGAAAAGUGAACAGGAUGAGGAGAUCAUGAGCAUUGAAAAGAUAGAGAUAGUUCGCUCCUACUCCAAGGCGUCCCCCGUUGUUUUCCUGGAAGACUCCGCUACACUCAGCAUCGACGAGGUUGACCAAAAUUCAAAAUUCAGAGGAAAAGAGCAUUCGGGACAGGGAUGGGCAUCCCAGAGAGCCAGAGGCUGGGGCGCUGGGCGGCGCCGAUGGGCGCGCCCACUUCCCCCUAGACGACAACCGCUAUGCCUGGAAUCAGCUCCAUCUCGGAAUCCGGGAGUUAAAGGCCAAAUCCCUGAAAAAAUUGGGGCCUUUACCAGGCGAGCGGGGGCUGGAAAGGUUUUGGAUGGUCCAACGAUCAACGAUGCUGCUGACUACGAGCCUAUUGCCCUAUGGAAAUUCUUUUGGUUCCUAUUUUUUGAUUUGACGCUUGAAAUUCGUAAGCUCUAA